AUGGCGACCCCGGAUAUCACUCUCUACACCAGCCCUACCCCCAACGGGUUCAAAGUGUCCGUGACACUUGAGGAGCUCGGUUUGCCCUACAAACUCCGCCCUAUCGAUCUUCAAAAGGGAGAACAAAAGGAGGAAUGGUUCCUGAAGAUCAACCCGAACGGACGCAUCCCAGCCAUCACUGAUGGCGAACAACACGUCUUCGAGAGCGGUGCGGUCAUGCAGUACCUCGUCGACAAGUACGACACCGAGCGGAAGAUCAGCUACGCUCCGGGCACCCCAGAGUACUACACGCAACUCGCCUGGGUGAUGUGGCAGGUGGGCGGCCUGGGCCCGAUGCAAGGGCAAGCCCAUUUCUUUGUAUUCUUCGCGUCUGUACGGUCUGAUUUCUGCAUCGAGCGAUACACAGAAGAGACCCGGCGUCUGUACUCGGUCAUGGAAGCCCGUCUGCAGGAAUCACCCUAUCUGGCGGGGGAGAAGUAUACGAUCGCUGAUAUUGCUUCUUUUGAGUGGGUGCGAGUGGCUCCGAUGCUGCUGGACUUCGACCUGAGCGAAUGGCCGGCGCUGAAGAAAUGGCAUGACACUCUUGUCCAGAGGGAGGCCGUCCAGAAGGGCUACACAGUGCCGCCUAGGGCGAUUCCGGACGAGCAGUUCAUGGCCUUCCUUAACUCUAAGAAGGCGGAGAUCAUGGCCAAGGGCAAUUCCGAUGUGCAGUGA
Aspergillus terreus NIH2624 is the source of this 714-nucleotide messenger RNA. Its product is annotated as glutathione S-transferase family protein. The transcript has 3 exons. Lineage: Eukaryota; Fungi; Ascomycota; Eurotiomycetes; Eurotiales; Aspergillaceae. The record is from RefSeq and is a predicted model, not a curated record. The coding region runs from base 1 to 714 and encodes 237 amino acids.